AUGGCAGCUAUGGUCAGCAGCCACAGGACGAUCAGUACACGUGACGAUCUACUUAUUUCCUUCCUUUUCCCUGUCGGCGCGACUGCUACUACUGCUGUCGGCAGAGUGCAUCGACGGCGCGGCGGCAUGGCCAGCAGCGGGGAGCGCGGUGGCGGAAACCCGCGCAAUCCUGGGGGCAGGGGAGAGCGCGCGGAGCAGAUGCGGGCGGAAAACGGCUGCCACGCGGACGGGGAGUGCGCGCCCAGCGAGAGGGGAGAGGCAGCGGGGGCGACGGCCCAAGCGGGCAGCGCCCCUGCCGAUCGGCAGCGCGGAGAGGAGCCGGCAGCAAGCGGCGAUGCGGCAAACGGGUGGCUUGUCCUUGACGGCGAGCGGAAAGCGGCAGGGUCGAGCGGGGUCGCGGAGGCGGGUCGGCAUCGCAGCAGCAGCCUCGGCGAUUCCCCGCAACAGGUAGACGACGAGUAUGCGGAGCCGUAUCAGUUCGCGCAGUCGCUCGUGUCGCUGUCGCACAACCCCGACUCGCCCGUCAUCAGCAACUGCGCCACGUGCGGCCACCACGGACCGCCUGGAUCCUGCGCAUGUGCGCCGCUGACUCCGCUUCGACAGCGCGGCGCAGCAGCGGCGGGAUCGGGCGGACGUGACUAUAGCGACGUGCCGCAGUUGAAGCUGGAGUCAGGGGGUACCGCGGACGCGCAAGCGGCGCAGAGAACCCGCGUUGGGGUGACAGCGGCGUCGGCAGCAGGGGGCGAGGCGGUACAGGAGAGAGGCGAGAAGCGCAUGGCGCAGCAGCAGCAGCGCGCGCUCAGAUUCGCGUCCAGCGUGGACGUGCGGAGGAUCGCGGCGGGCGGCAGCAGCGACAAGCUGGCGAACGGCGCGCGCGCGGAGGGCGGGGAGAGUAGGGCGCAGCGGCAGGUGGCGCAGAAGGCGUGGGCGGAGGGGUUCGACGCGAUCGAGCGCGGGCUGGUGGCGGCGGUGAAGGGGUUCGCCAUCGGCGCGGGGCUGCGCGGCGGACUGUCGCUCUUCAGCCUGCUGGGCCGACUCAGACGACGCCGCGCGCGCAUUGCCUCGGGCGACAAGGACGCAGCAGCGGCGGCGGGCGUGUGGGAGGGCGUGGUGGGGGUGGUGCGCGAGGGUGUGCGGUACGGCAUGUUUGUGGGCACGUUCGCCGGCUCAUACUGCGUGCUGGACGAGGGCAUUGCUGCCGUGGGCGGACACGAGAAGUACGUGCAUGUGCCUGUGCGCGGAUGUAUGCACGCGUGCCGUGCGUGUAUUCGUGUGUGGGCGGUGGGGGUUGGAUGGGAGGACGCGCAGGUGGCGUGCGCUGCUGGCAGGGGCAGCAGCAGCGCCAUCACUCCUCCUAGCGGGUCCCAACACGCGGCACACGAGUCUCGCGCUGUACGUGCUGCUGCGUGCCGUGGUGCUGGCGGUGCGCUGCGGCAUCAAGAGCCCCUCCUGGGGCUGGCUCUUCCGCCCGCUCACCUGGCGCCAUGGCGACACUCUGCUCAUGUGCAUCUCCGCUGCUCAGAUCCUCUCCGCGUGGAUGCUAGAGCCGCACAGCCUGCCAGCAACAUACGUGUCCUUCCUCAACAAGCACGGCGGGAAGCCUCCCUGCGUAUACCAGGCCAUGAACCAGAUGGCGCUGCAGGGGGGCGUCUCCCCCUCCUGCACUGCGGACCUCGCUGCCAUGCUUGCGCGCAAUGGGGGGAAGGGCGGGGGGAGCGGGGGGAAGGGGGGAUGAAGCUGCCGUGGACGCGCGCUGUGCCGGCGCAUGAGGCCGUCAUUCCCUGCGAUUUCCUGCACCCGGGCGGGUGGUGCUGGUGGCACUUCCUCUCCUUCCUACCAGCGGCGUACAUGAGGGCCGUGCCCGUCUACGUGCCAGUCUACCUCGUGCCUGCACUGCUCGUGCACCGCUCCUCCCUCCUCCGCCAGCCUCUGUCCAUUGCACUGCGCACGGCUCUGGGAGCAGCGCGCUCCUCACUCUUCCUCGCCACCUACUGCGGCACUGCCUGGUUCUGGACGUGCAACAUUCACCAGCUGGUGGGCAAGUGCACACGAGCGACCAUGGCUGGUGGCGCGUUCCUGUGCGGGCUGGCAGUGCUGCUCGAGAAGAAGUCUCGCCGCAUGGAGCUAGCGCUCUACUGCUUCUCGCGCGCCAUCGAGUCCUUCUUCAUCUGCCUCGCCUCCUGGGGGAUCCUCCCGCCCCUCUCCUCUCUCGCCAUCUUCCCCGCCCUCGCCAAGCACUACCUCUCCACCAAACCUGCUGCCGGAGCACCCGGAGGCUCGGCAGCAGCGGUACGAGCGGGGAUGGGCAGCAGAGCAAGCGCAGGGGGGUGCAGGGGGGGAGGCAUCGUGAAGGAGUCGCUGAGCGGAGUGCUCCCAGUGGCAGCAGCGGUGCUGCAGCCGCACGCGCUCCUAGACGUGGCGCUACUGGCAGCAGCAGCGGGGGUGAUCAUGCAGUGCUACCAGAGCGAGAGGGACGUGUUCCGGUCCAAGUACCUGAACGUACUGGACUGGAUCUUUGGAGUUCCCAAGGGGCAGAAGGCUGCUUCGGAGCUCAACCGCCGCCGGUCUCCCCAAGUGCACGCGCUGGAGCAUGCUAAGCCGCGCUCGCUCUCGCUCCCGGCCUUCUCCCUGCCCGCUUCUGCUGCUUCUGCUGCUGCUGCUGCUGCUGCUGGUGGUGGUGGUGGUGGUGGUGGUGGUGGUGGUGGUGGUGGUGGUGGUGGUGGUGGUGGUGGUGGUGGUGGUGGUGUUGCGUCUGGUUCACUUAUGCAAGUUGCAUAG
Molecule: messenger RNA, 2778 nt
Organism: Closterium sp. Yama58-4
Lineage: Eukaryota; Viridiplantae; Streptophyta; Zygnematophyceae; Desmidiales; Closteriaceae
Source: the annotation of a GenBank genome assembly